AGUCAUUAUUAUCAUAUAAUAUAUAAUCAUAUAAUAUCAUAAUAUUAUCACAUUAUCUAUGGAUAUCCAUAGAUAUCGGAUAAUGGAUUAACAACACCAUCAUUGAAGAUAAAGUAUGUAUGUAGGGGCUCUAUCCAUUUUAUAUGAUGUAUGCAGUUAUUUAAUCUAUGGAUCUAAGCCCCGUAGGCAUUUAAAUCUUUAGGAUCUAGGAUCUAGGGAACCGGUGAUCUAGGACCUAAGUAGCCAACGAAGAUUUAGACUACCUAUGGAGAUCUUACUGGACGAUGAUCUAAGUGGAUGUUCACCAUGCAUAAAUACCUAUAAAUGCAGAUUACUGGACUUAAUAAAUUAUAUAAUAAACAGAAAUUAUCCAUGUCAAUAUAUAUAUAUAUUUUUUAAAUAAUUUUAUUCAGUUUGUUUUAACCUUUUUUCUUAAUCUUAAUGUACCACUAUCAAGAACUAAUAUUUGAUUGGUGAAUUCGUGAUUAUUGCCAUGGUGAUUUUAAUUUAUGAAUUAUAGUAUAGAUCAAACCAUAAUAUUAGGUAUCUCUACUUAUACAAUAUCAAACGUCAUUUUAAAAAUCUACAUGUCGUUCAUAGUGGAAGUUACUUUUCAAAGUUGGCAGUUGGUUAUUUUGUUUGAUGUAAUGUUAAUUUUUAAUUUUUAAACUGUUUAUACAUGCAUGUAUAUAUUUAAUUUACAGGUAUGAUGUUAUAAAUAUGUGUAUUUAAGUACACAAACGUAAUUCUACUAAGAUUUUUAAUAAAUGUGGUACGUAAACAACACGUUUUUGAUCUAUUUUUAUUUAACAUUUUACAACAAAUUAUAAAGAAAUCAAUAUUUAAUGUAUUAAUAUUUUAUAAUAUCAAUUGGCUUUAAGUUUUAAGUAGGUAGGUACUAAAAAAUAUAUUGAUUUUUUGGGUGGCAUUUUGUUGAAUGGCUUUGUCAUUAUUGUCAUUGUGUUUCUUUAUUCCAUUUGACCUUAUAUAGAGUGUCACUUCCGGUGUCACCAUACACAGGUAUCAACUAUUUAAAGUAAAUUAAAGUAAGCCAAAAAAACAUAGGAUAUUUAUUAAAUUAUCAGAUAACAUACACAUACCUAUAUUAUAGGUAUUCAUGUAGGUACUAUUAGACAUUUUUAUUUAUUAUACAUUUUACACUAAAAAUAGUAUUGCAAUCACCUAUAUAUUGAUGUGCAACUAACUCUUGUCAGUUAUUAGUGUAUAUUAUAUGUUUUAGAAAUUAAUUUAAUAAAUAAACUAUUAAUUAAUAACUAAUGAUGUUUAAUCACAUAUUUCAGCACAUUUCUCAAAAAAAUUUGAAAAGAAAAAAAACAUAAACGAACCAAUUUGCAACAGUAGAACAAUUAUAUGGAGUCAAUAAAAGAUACUGAGUCUAAAAAAAUGUAUACUAUUAAAAAUGACACAGAAGUUAAACAAAAUGAACAUUCAUUUAAUAAAUUUAAAAACAUCCAAUUCGAUGCAAAUUUUAGCUCAUUGCAUGAUCCUUAUGAUCUUAAUCAUAUACAUGGUCUUAGAAAGUAUUGACAAAAAUUGUAUGUCUUAGAUAUUGUAAUUAAAAAAUUAAUUUAUUUUUUUUAUUUUAGUCGUUUGUUUAAAACAUUCAAUUCAUUUGCUACUAUUUUAGAAAAUGCACUUUUACCACCUGUUUUAAAAAUAACAAAAAAAGUACAAAUUAAAAUUAAAGAAUGCGAUCAACAAACAAAUACAAACUAUAUAUUCAAAUUGAAUUUAAUGGUAAAAAAAAAAAAAUAAACCAAAUAACUAUGUUAAAUUUUUGUUUUAUGAGGACAGCACACUCAUAUUGGUAGUCCCUAUAUUCAAUUAGUAGUGUAGCAAAAGUGUUAAAGUUGAAGUUGAAGUUGAAUUUAAAGUGUAUUAAACUAUUAUUAAAAAUGAAAAGGAAAACACAUUUAGGGCUUUUUACACAUUUAUUUGUUAAAUAAUAUUUAUAUUUUUGAUAAAACUAAAUUAUAACUAGGUAUACCAAAAAUUUAAAUUUUUAAACAUUGUAAAUUUUUUGUAUGAUACUAUUAAAAAAAAAAAUAAUAACUAAUAUAAGGCACAUAAAAUAUUAUAUUAGGUCAUUAGCCUAUAAGUUUGAAGGUUAUCCUAAAUCUACAAAUUUAAAUUGUGCAUAAAUGUGUAACAUAAUUUUCUAUAUAUAAUAAAAUAUGCCCUUAUUACCUAAAAAUUAUUUUUAAGUAUUUAAAUUUAAUUAUUAAAAAUGAUUAAAUAAAUAUAAAGUCAAUGUUAAAACAAUAAUGACACAAAUAUUUUAGUGUUAAUGUAAACGUUAAAAAUACAUAUUUAGCCCAAUUUGUAAAUAAAAAAUGUGUAGAAAUCUAAAUCAUAGUGUCAUAUGGUUGAAAGCAAUUUUUAAAACUAGUAUGAUUUAUUGAGAUAGAAAUAGGUAAAUAAAUUGUUAUGAAUCAUUAUCAACCGAAUCCAUAAGUUCAUAUACUAAAAAUAAAAAUUGUAAUAAAAGUAAAAAUAAUCUUUAGAAUUUAAAAAUGUUGACAACGUUAACAAUAAUUGUUAACAUUUUUAGGAAAACUUUAUUGGGUAGUCACCUAUAUUGGAUCGUUUUUUACACUUUGUUAUCUGUAACGAAUUGGUCCAAACUAUUAAUGCUGUAUAUUUGCAUUAAACAAUACCUGAACAUGUAAAUUACAAUUUUUUUUUUAUUAUUUAAAAAUGGUUCAACAUAAGUCUGAUCAGUUGCUUAAUUUAAACCAAUUGAAUUUUCAAUUCAACCAUUGUAUUACAUUCUUAUAAUUAGUAAAAUCUGUCAUCAUCUAACUUAAACAUGUAAGCUUUUAUAUUAACUGAUUUUUAAAAAGUACAAUUUUUAUUUAACAUUUUUAUUUUAUAUAACAAAAUGCCAGUCGACAGGUGAUUUUCUGCUACAUUAUUUACUGGUGGAGCCUCCAAGAGAGAAUAUCCUUGAAACAGAAUGCUUAAAUGUAAUAAUACGUCGAAAUUGAUGAAAAGUUACAAAGUGAUUAUUUAAUAAUACACGUGCUAUGUUUUUUUUUUUAGUCUAUUAUAGAUAAUUGUCAUAAUUUUUAUUUUUUGUGAGAUUUUUGUUAAAUUUUUUGAAAUUUAUUUUAAAUUGUUUAGUCUUAAUCUAAACAAAUUGCUACAAAAUAUUUUUAUCUUAUUAUACAGUUUAAUUUUUAUUUCAAUAUAAACAAUUUUAUCAAAUAUGAGAGUUUCUCAUAUGUUCCAUCUCCCUAAAGCAUCUUAAAGUUCAUAUAUAACAGGUACAAUCGGGUGUUGAAACCUCCUUUAAAAAUGGGAGAAAAAAUGAAAAAUAACUAUUAUGUUCACCUCAUCAUAUAUAUGAUUAUACUAAAUACAAUUGCAAAUUUAUCGGGUCAAAAAUGGAUUGCAAGAUUCCAUAACAUGACUCAAGGUGAAUUAAAGAAAAAUAUGUAAAAAAUGCAUAAAUAAGCAUACACUUAUAAAUUAGUUGAAUUACUGUUUAAAGGAGACACAUAUUUGUAAAAGUAGACUAUAGAAUAUAACUUAGAUGUUUAGAAAAUGGAUUAUAAUGUAAUUAUAUUAAUCAAUAAAUCUCAGAGAUAUAAAUUUCUUAAAAAUAUCAUCUUAAAAAUAUCAUAUUAAAUAUAAAUGUAUUUCAGCUCUCUGAAAUUAAAAUGGAAUCAACAAAUGAAAAUUUAUAUUCUAAAAAGACUAAAACCAAUGCUAUGUUAAAAAAAUCAUUUCAGAUAAAGCUAAUCCAAUGCUAUAAAUUAGCAAUUAAUGCUACUGAAGUAUUUAUUUACACAUUUAUUUAUAUAACCCUUAUUUUUUGUAAAAUAAUUUUAUUCUAAUAUUUUAUUUCAUUUUCAGCUUUGCUCAAAAACUUUGGAAGCCAAUAUUUACAACCCUAUUCAGAGUAAAAUGAAAAAUUUGAUACAAUUAAUAUUAUCUUUAUCAUUAACCACCGGAAAAUAUAUAUAUGGUGUAUUAUUCAAAAAGAAGAAAAAAGAAAGUUUUGUAUGUUAUAUUUGUUUAGAUUAUAAUUCAAAAUCUAACUAAUUUUUAAUGAUAGGACUUAGUUCAACGUUGCAAGGGUUUAGAGAGAAUGUUGGACGAAUGUGGUUAUAAAGACACCCAAAAUGAAGCUCAAGAUAAUAAUGUAUUAAAUAAUCUAGCUAAUAAAGCUUUAGCUAAACCUAAAACUCAAUUUCUGUUUUCAAACUCUAACCGUUUAACCGUGUAUAGUCAUUCCAAACUAAAAUUGGGGUCAACUUAUGCUCAUGGAUGGUCAAAAAAAUCAUUAGACUCAAUAAAAAAUCAAGUAAUUAUGCAUUUGUAACUUCUUUUUUAAAAUUAACCUUUAGAAAGUGAAAAUAAUAUAGUGCAACAUCUAGUGUAACAAGUAUAAGAUAUAUAUUACAAAGUGUACCACCAUGUGGCAUGUGUUAAUAAAAUUACCUAUAUUAUAUUCUACAAAAUGAUUAAAUUAUUUUCUGAUGUUAAACAGACUACUUCAAACUAACUUUAAAAACAAUGCUUCAAAUAAAAAUGUAUAUUUUUGACAAAGUGUAUGUAUUUGUAUAGCUCAGUUAAAUAUUCAACUGAUGACAAUCCAACAUUUUUGUUAGCUUUAUUCCAAUUAAAUAUAUUGUGGCUUAAUAUAAUUGUUUUAAGUUGAUUUGUCAUAGUCUUUUAUGUGAUUUUAAAUUUCAUUUUAUGAAUCUAAAAAUUAAUUAUAGUUUUUUAAGAGAAUAUGUACAAUAUUAUUUUAUAUAUAAUUAUGUUUUAUGAAUUAAUGAGUUAAGUAUUUAUUUUUGUACAUUCAUGAAGUCAUGAUGUACAAAUAUAUGCACACACAAUAUUCAAAUUGACAACUUUUCAAUAUUAUACUACUUGGAGUUGCUCUGAAUUGAGGUGAAUUGUUGAUGCAAACAAUAAAAAAUAUAUAUAGAUAAUCUAUAUAUAGAUUUUCAUUUGAAAUUUUAUAUUUUACUUCUGAGCAAAAAUUUUAAAAAUUAUUCAUAUUAUUUUAAUAAUAACCAAAACAUUUAAUACACAAAGCAAAUAAAAAUAUCUUGAUUUCCAACAUCAUAUUUCAGCAAUCAUGUACCUCUAUAUCCAUAUUGACCAAAUUUAAAUAAUUUUAUUAUAUUAAUUAUGUAUAUAUAUGUAUAAUAUACCUUUUUUUUUUAGGACAUGGAUCAUAAAAAAUGCUGUAAUACUAUUGGUGACAUAAAUGAAAAGCCAUUGUUAAUAAAAAAUGACAUAAACUUUAUAACUGAUAAGACAUUGGAUAAUCAUACAUUUGACAACAUAAAGACUGUAAUUCAAGAAUACCCUAUCAAUGAACUCGAUAUAAAUGUAAUAUAAUUAUAUAAUACUGAAAACAAAAAUUACUAUACAAAUUCUAAAACCUAAUAUUAUUUUAGGAAACAAAUGGUACACAUGUUUCGAAAGAGUUAGAAAAUAAAAUGUUUAUUAAUUAUACUGACGAAGUACCUAAUUUUCCAACCUCAUCAAAACCAAAGUAAAUAUUAUAAUUAUAUAUAUAUCAACACUACCAACUGUUUUUAAGGUUUUAUUUUUUACCUACUUCACAAAUGCAAAAUAACAAACACAUAAUAAAUAUGUAUUUUUUAAAAACCUUAUGUUUUUUGUUGGUAUAUUUUCAUACUUCGUUAUUAAAGAAUAAUUAAUAGAUACUUAACUAAUAUAAUUUAAUUGAUUGACUAAUUUAUUUAUAUACUGUAAUAAUUUUAUAUUAUUUUUUCAGAUUAAACAAUUUAAAAACACCUAACAACGUUAAACUAUUAAUUAUUAAAGAAAAUAUUUGGAGAAAAUUUCCCAUAAAAAGUACUUAUGCAUCUAAAUAAGAAAAUAUUUAAAUAUCUGACUUGCCAGGUUAAUGGGAAUGCCAAGUAAAUCAAGUAGAUAAAGUACAAAAAAUGUUGAUGGAGGGGGGGUAGAAUUGGGAACAAAUUUCUGUGUGGGAAAAACUAAAUUUUAAUCAGUUUCUAACCAAAAAAAAAAAACUAAGUAAAAAGUCUCAAAUCUAUCAUACUGGCCAAUAAUUGAUUAGUUUGCAGAUGCCAUUUAAAUAUAUUUUAGUUUCCGACUGAAAUGAUGAAUAUAUUGUUUUAUUAUAUUAUACAAUAUUUUGACUAAAAAUCAUAAAACUUUAUGAGAACUUGUAGUAUUUUGAAUCUAGUUGGUGUCAAUGGGAGAGAUAUUUUUUUAAGUUUCCUUGUACUAUUCUUAAUAAUGGGAAAACCAGGCAUAUUUAUGCAAUUUAAGAUUAUGUUAACUUAGAAUUUGUUGGUUUUUUUUAUAAUUUAGUGGAAAUGAUUGUAGAAACCUGAAUUUUGUAGUAUUCACUGAAUACUCAUAUCAACAAUUUCUAGUCAUAGUAUAACCGGUUAACACUAAUUUAUAAAGGAAAAUUAUUUGAGUGUACCAAAAAUAUUUGAUUCGCAUAUCUCCUGUUAAUAUGUACAUUAUUAUCUUUACUAAUCAGUUACUUCUGUCUAUUAAGGGGAUUAGUGAUAUUUUUUUUUUUUUUUGUUGAUUUAAAUCUAAAAUGAAAUAAGAAACAUAAAUCAAAUUUUUUAAAUAGAAAUAGUGUAAAAAAAAUGAUAUUGUAUUUUUGAAAAAAAUGUUGUAUGCCUUAUAUUUAUGAUAAAAAAAAAAAUUAAGAUUAAAAAAAAAUAACAUAUCCUAGUUAAGAACUUAGCCUUAAUAGUAAAUACGUUUUCAAAAUUGAAAUCCGUCAAAUGCAAUUUCUAUAGUUUUGUCUGGCUUUUUAGUUUAAACAUAUGCGUUUCUAAAAACAGCCAUACCCCUUGUCCUUAAAUGGAUAUCUGGUAAUGGAUUAGUGAAAAAGUUGUAUCAUUUGGAUAGACAUUGAACUGUUAAAUACGAUUUUCAAAUUUACAAAAUUAGAGGAAUUUGGCAAACUGUCAAUAAUCCCCUUGUAGAAAAUUAUAAAAAUUGAAUAAAUAAUAUUUGGGAUUUUAAUUGAUUGUUAUUGUAAUUGAAGUUCUACACAAUUAACUGUGAAAAUAAAUUAUAAUAAUUUAAUUUUUUUUUUAAUUGUCAUACUGGUGAUAAUUGUUUAAACAAAAUAACAGAGAGUUACCUGUUGUUUUAAAUAUUGUUUAUUAGGAUAGUAUUUUUAAGAGAAAUUUCUAGUUAUAAAACUAUAACUGUAUAAACUAUAAAAAAAAAAAAUUUAAUUUUAAUAUUAAGAAUUAAUCUAUUUUUUAAGGUAUUAAAAAAAUGUAUUAUUUAUGUUUUAAAGAUGUAUGUCUCUCUCAAAAUGGAUGUCUCCUUUUAAAUAUAAAUAUAAAACAAGUUCAAACCAACUAUUUGUACAAAAGCCAAUUCAGGCAAUUGUCUUUAAUAACUGAAUCUGAAGUGGAUACCUUAUCGAAGUAAAUAUAAUAUAAAUUAAGUGUAUAGUUUAAUAUUAAUACUUUUUUAACAGUUAAAUGUUUUUAUUGUCAAGUAUUGCAGAAUUAAUUCUGGAAGAUCUAAUAAUUGAAGUUUUAUCAAAAAUUGUUAAUGAUGCAAUAAUUAAAAAAAUAUUAAGACUAGAGUUAUUCGAAUAAUUUUCAACUUAAAAAGUCAAUAAAGAUUACUGUAUUUUAUAAUUAUUAUUAUAUUAAAUAAUUAAUUUU
Messenger RNA from Cinara cedri, 7685 nucleotides. The record is from the annotation of a GenBank genome assembly. NCBI's taxonomy places the organism in Eukaryota, Metazoa, Arthropoda, Insecta, Hemiptera, Aphididae.